Messenger RNA from Xyrichtys novacula (pearly razorfish), 888 nucleotides. The record is from the annotation of a GenBank genome assembly. Lineage: Eukaryota; Metazoa; Chordata; Actinopteri; Labriformes; Labridae.
AUGGCCCUCCCUGAGCUAAUGGCAUUUAUUGCUAUUAUUAUCUUGCGGGGGCUGACCAAGUGCCCAUCAUUGAGUGACUGCUGGUCAGCAAACCUGGGAAACCCCCAGAUCAUUGCAACUAUGUCCCAAAAUCACUUCAAAGACAUUAUGCGACACCUACGCUUUGAUGAUAGGGACACCCGCAGUGAGCGCACAAAGACUGACAAGUUUGCUGCAAUUUCUGCCGUGUGGUCGUCAUUUGUCACCAACUGCAUCACAUCCUACAACUCUGGUCGACACAUCACCACUGGCGAAAAGUUUUUCCUGUCAAAGACUCGCUGCUGUUUCCUGCAGUACGUUGCAACGAAACCUGACAAGUUUGGGAUCAAGUUUUGGGUGGCUUGUGACUUGAAAUCCAAGUACAUCUGCAAUGUCCUUCCAUAUCUUUGCAAGGACCCCAGUCGUCCCAGUGGGGAGAGACUGUCCGAGAACGUAGUUUUGAGGCUGAUGGAACCAAUCCUGGACAAGCGCAAGAAUGGAACCACAGACAAUUUCUUCACAUUGAUGUCACUUGCGCAACCACUGCUUAGGUGGAAAACCACCAUCCUAGGCACAGUCAACAAGAUUCGCUGGGAAAUUCCACAAUCAUCUAGACAGAGGAACUGCAAUGAAUUCACAACUCAAGUGUUUUCAACCACUGGAGCCAUACUUACGGUGUAUGCGCCCAAAUGGAAGAAGAAGGUCUACGUUCUCAGCAGCAUGCACAGCGUGGUUCAGACUGAGAGUACCACCAAAAGGAAGCCAAACACCAUCACCCUUUACAAUGCAACAAAGUGCGGCGUGGAUAUGAUGGACCAGAUGUCCGCACAGGAACACGGCGCUGGCCAGUCGCUGUGUUCUAUAACAUGA